Cuculus canorus (common cuckoo) is the source of this 1481-nucleotide messenger RNA. It is a transcript of the gene CLDN2, whose product is annotated as claudin 2. Gene Ontology annotation, molecular function: structural molecule activity. Gene Ontology annotation, biological process: bicellular tight junction assembly; calcium-independent cell-cell adhesion. The record is from RefSeq and is a predicted model, not a curated record. The coding region runs from base 328 to 1023 and encodes 231 amino acids. NCBI's taxonomy places the organism in Eukaryota, Metazoa, Chordata, Aves, Cuculiformes, Cuculidae. Gene Ontology annotation, cellular component: bicellular tight junction; plasma membrane. The transcript has 2 exons.
AAACAAUUCACAGCCCCUGAUCCCCCAGGCCAGGGCCCCGACUGCUCGCCCUGCCCCGAACAGCCAUCUCCGGUGCUGGGUAACCCCCGGCCGCAGCCACCUUUGGUCCCGCGCCGUGUGUCCAGCCACUUCCGUAACCUCUCCUCCUGGCUCCCACCCACAUGCCGGUGCCCAUGCAAAACCAGCGGACCCGGGAGUGGGGUGGAGCUGUGGCACAGCAAGCGGAGCCUCCAGCACGGCCAUGGGAACGUAAGUGCAUGUGAAUGAUCUGCCAGUGAGCCGGGUGUAAAGCUGCAAGCUCGAGGGAGGUGACAGCCAGCCUCCACCAUGGUGUCCAUGGGGCUCCAGCUGCUGGGCUACACCGUGGCCUUCCUUGGCUACAUCGGCACACUGACCACCACGCUGCUGCCCAGCUGGAAGAUCAGCUCCUACAUCGGCUCCAGUAUCGUGACAGCCGUGAGCUUUACCAAGGGGCUGUGGAUGGAGUGUGCCACGUACAGCACAGGCAUCACCCAGUGUGACAUCUACAGCUCCCUGCUCAACCUGCCUGCUGACAUCCAGGCAGCCCAAGCCCUGAUGGUGAGCUCCUGCGCUGUCUCCUCCCUUGCCAGCCUCCUCACUAUCAUGGGCAUGAGGUGCACCGUCUUCAACCAGGGCUCCCCAAGCAAGGACCGUGUGGCAGUGGGGGGCGGCGUGGUCUUCAUCCUUGGGGGCCUGCUCUGCUUCAUCCCACUGGUGUGGAAUAUCCAUGUGGUGCUGCAGGAUUUCCACAACCCCACCAUCCCUGACAGCACGAAGUUUGAGCUCGGGGAGGCACUUUACCUGGGCAUCAUCUCCUCCCUCCUGUCCUUCAUUGGUGGCUUCAUCCUCUGCACCUCUUGCCCUGCCCGGGACCCAACAGCCACCUAUGGAAGCACCUACCAGCCCCGGCUGCUGGCGGGCAAGAGUCCCCGGCCCUCAGUCAACCAGAUGCAGAAGACCAGGAGCGAGAUGAACUCCUACAACCUGACAGGAUACGUGUAGCAGCUGCAUGUAGGAACUAGACUGGCACCUCUCCCAGCUCCCCAAAGCAUCUGGGCUUGCACCAACGGAGUGUGGUAAGAGAGGACACCGCGGCACCUCCUGUGAUCAACCCUCUUGCUCAUGUGCUUGGGGGGGGUUGAUCCCACUCUUUCCCUGGGGAUCCUGAGAGCCUUGUGGCUGUGACUGCUUGGACAUGCCGGCUGGUGACUUAUAUCACUGAAGGACCUCAAAUCCAUCUUCUGUUCCCUCUUCCUUGCUGCCAGCCUGUAGGCAGCCCCUGGCACAGCAGGACAGCACAACCCCAGUGAGUCUGCCUGGAUGGGGAUGGGGGCUUGUGCCCCCAGAGAGCAGCCUGGUGGCCAUGGAGGCAUCACAGCCAGGUCAGGGUGUUUGCAUGGGUCCAGAGUUGCUUUGGCGGAGGGGGGAGGUUGGGUGCUGAUUGCAAACUGAUGUUGCAA